Phycodurus eques (leafy seadragon) is the source of this 2159-nucleotide messenger RNA. It is a transcript of the gene chrm5a, whose product is annotated as cholinergic receptor, muscarinic 5a. The transcript is spliced from 2 exons. Gene Ontology annotation, cellular component: plasma membrane; synapse; dendrite. Gene Ontology annotation, molecular function: G protein-coupled acetylcholine receptor activity; G protein-coupled serotonin receptor activity. Gene Ontology annotation, biological process: adenylate cyclase-inhibiting G protein-coupled acetylcholine receptor signaling pathway; G protein-coupled receptor signaling pathway, coupled to cyclic nucleotide second messenger; chemical synaptic transmission. Lineage: Eukaryota; Metazoa; Chordata; Actinopteri; Syngnathiformes; Syngnathidae. Bases 496 to 2073 code for a protein of 525 amino acids. The record is from RefSeq and is a predicted model, not a curated record.
AACCAGUUGCCCCUGUGGGAAUUCUUUCUCCCUUUCGUGUCCCUCAGCCACAUGCAACUACAUCAUCAUCAUCAUCAUCGGCAGCAGUAGUAGUAGAAGAGGAGGAGGAGGAGGACGAAGAAGAUAGAUGAGGAAAAAGCGGCAGCAGGCUCUGUUUCAACUUCAUCAAGAUACUGGAACGAAAAGUCCUCCUUUGACUCCACACUGAACACAACUUAAGACGACUUUCUCUUCUCGCGGUCGGAAGUGAGGCGAUGUUGUGGAGCGGCCAUGGUCCUCGCCUCUUCGCCUUUCAGCCUCCUCCCGGCUACCCCAUUCGCAUUUCACAUUUCGCCUCCAAGUCAGCGGGAUUUCUCAACCUCUUCGACUGUGUUAUGAUCCUCGGAGACACACUUUGACCCCCAGAAGACUUCCUGGGCAAAACAAAGGGAUUAACGCUCAACUCUCACACUCUGCUUCUGAAAUGUCAAAUUCAAAGUGUUGCAUUAUGGUGGGAUGCAACUAAAGCUCACGACCAUGGAAGCGGAGCGUGCACUAAAUGCCACAGUUAACAGCAGUACAAUGGACAUCCAACUGGUCACGCACAGUCUCUGGGAGGUGGUUGCCAUAGCGACCGUGUCAGCCAUUGUCAGCCUCAUCACCAUAGUGGGGAAUAUCCUGGUGAUGCUCUCCUUUAAAGUCAACAGCCAACUAAAGACGGUGAACAAUUACUACCUGCUGAGUCUGGCGGCUGCAGACCUCAUCAUCGGCGUCUUCUCCAUGAACCUGUACACCUCCUACAUUCUGAUGGGUUACUGGGCCUUAGGGAACCUGUCCUGCGACCUGUGGUUGGCCGUGGACUACGUGGCCAGUAACGCCUCGGUCAUGAACCUGCUGGUGAUCAGUUUCGACAGGUACUUCUCCAUCAGCAGGCCUCUCACCUACAGAGCCAAACGGACUCCUAAGCGGGCUGGCAUCAUGAUAGGUUUGGCCUGGCUGGUGUCGCUCGCUUUGUGGGCACCGCCUAUCUUAUGCUGGCAAUACUUUGUAGGGAAAAGAACUGUCCCCGAGAGACAAUGCCAGAUUCAGUUUUUCUCAGAGCCCAUUAUAACAUUUGGAACAGCUAUUGCAGCGUUUUAUAUCCCCGUGUCAGUCAUGACCAUCCUCUACUGUCGGAUCUACAAAGAGACAGAAAAAAGGACCAAGGAUUUAGCAGAGCUUCAGGGAGUCAACCAGUCCACACAACCUGACGUCAGCCAGCCUCCGAUUAUCCGAUCGUGUUUUAGCUGUAAACUAAGGUCAGUGUCACAAGACCGCACUCAAGCCUCAUGGUCUUCCUCAAGCAGGAGCCAUGGUGCAAAGUCCACCGCCUCCACCAAAGAGGAGUUGUCCAAAGCUGGUCAGCUGACCACCUACAACAGCUACGCGUCCUCAGAAGAUGAAGACAGGUCUGUGUCUCCGGUGGCCUCGCAGCCCCCUGGGAACCAGGUUUGUGAGGGCGGCAAGAACACGGCGGGUAGCGAGAGCGAACAGCUGAGCAGCUUCGAUGAGGAAAGCUUCUUCCAAACACCGCCCAAAAGCAACUGUCAGAGGAGUAGCAAGUGCGUGUCGUACAAGUUCAAACCCGCGGCCAAAGACGCCCUGGCGCCACACCAGAGCAAAAACGGCGACCCUAAAACAGCGUUCUCUUCGGCGGAAUCCGUGAGCACUCCGGCCGCCUCUUUGGCUUCUAAGGAUGUCACGCUGAAGAACCACAUGACAAAGAGGAAGAGGAUGGUCCUGAUUAAAGAGAGGAAAGCAGCUCAGACCCUCAGCGCCAUAUUGCUGGCCUUUAUCCUAACAUGGACUCCAUAUAACAUCAUGGUGCUCAUUUCCACCUUCUGCUCGGACUGCAUCCCCCUGUCGCUGUGGCACCUCGGCUACUGGCUGUGCUACGUCAACAGCACUGUCAACCCCAUGUGCUACGCCCUCUGCAACAAGACUUUCCGAAAGACCUUCCGCAUGCUUCUACUCUGCCAGUGGAAGAAAAAGCGGAUUGAGGAAAAACUCCACUGGUACGGACAAAACCCAAUAGUUGGUUCCAAACUUACUUGAACUAUUUUAGACGGGUUAAAAUGGCAUCAAUGGCAGCGGUCUCCAACUACCAGGCAGCGUAGCCAUCAUUUCAGAAGUUGGGGAGA